This is a messenger RNA of Microbotryum saponariae, 327 nucleotides long. The record is from the annotation of a GenBank genome assembly. NCBI's taxonomy places the organism in Eukaryota, Fungi, Basidiomycota, Microbotryomycetes, Microbotryales, Microbotryaceae.
AUGUUAGAUUUCCGCACAGUUCUGGUAACUUUCGUCGGUCGGAACGAUGAGAUUGUGUCGAUCCGGUGCGCGGUCGUGAAGUCCGGAAGAGUGAGUUACAAGUGGGCGGAAAGAAGAAGAAAAGCUACGGAAAAGACUCGCGCGUGCGCCAACCGCACUCCCUAAUUCCCUAAUACCCCACUGAUAAUAAACCAUGCCUAGAAUGCCUUAAUGCGCCAAACGCCCAAAUCCUAUACUGAAGACAUGUCAAGAGAUGCAUUCCAGCAUGCAGAAGGCAUAAGAACCAUAAUCAGGCUACAAGUGAAUGAUAGAUACGAGGUGACGUGA